AUGUCUGAAGACAUAUCUGAUGACAUCCCACCUGAAGAAAAACCUGAAAUAAUGAAAAUGCCCAGCAAUGAGGUAUUGCCUCAUGAAUCAGUGUCACACCUCGUAGAAGCUGAAAUCUUGCCUGAGUCUUCACAAGAUGAACAUGGACAGGUCUCUCAGAGUGGCAGUAAUAGACAAGAAGGAGACAUAUUACUUAAUGAAAACCCUUUGACUGAAAAAAUAGUUGAAACUCUGCCUUCCAGUGAAGAGGCAACUGAAGACGUGCACACUGAGUGCAUUGAAACUGUAAGCCUUGAUGCAGAACCUGAAUCUGAGCAAGCACUGCAUGAACAAAGCAGUCCAACCACAGACUCUUCAUCUAAAGCAAGUAGAUGGGGAGCUUGGGGUACCUGGGGAAAAUCUCUCCUGUCAUCAGCUUCUGCCACAGUGGGUCAUGGGAUAACAGCAGUAAAGGAAAAAGCAGGAACUACCCUAAGGAUUCACAGCACAAGUUCAGCAUCUUCAGAAACAGCAGAGCCUCCUGCAGCUGAAACCCCAAUCACACAAGCAGAAGAUUCUCUGGACCAAAGCACUUCUGAGAAUAUUCCUUCUUCUCCUUCAUCUGGAUCUCGUGGCAUGCUGUCAGCUAUAACUAAUGCUGUACAGAACACAGGGAAAAGUGUAUUAUCUGGAGGUUUAGAUGCUUUGGAAUUUAUUGGGAAGACAACCAUGAAUGUCCUUGCAGAAAGUGAUCCUGGAUUUAAGAGAACCAAAACACUGAUGGCAAGAACAGUUUCUCUGUCUCAGCUGCUGAGAGAAGCUAAAGAAAAAGAGAAACAGAGACGGGCCCAGCAAGUUACAGCUGAAAGAACAGCACAUUAUGGACUACUUUUUGAUGAGUUCCAAGGUUUGUCUCAUCUUGAAGCUCUGGAAAUCCUGUCAAAUGAAAGUGAAGCUCAGAUUCAGUCAUAUUUAGCAACACUUGACGGAGAACAGUUGGAGACUGUGAAAAAUGAUUUAAUUGCUAUAAAGGAGAUUUUUGUUCCAAAGGAAUCAGAUGAUGAAGUGGUGCAGGCACAAAAAGCAGAUAUGGGAGAAGAGUUUGUCAGCAUGCUCACAGAACUGCUGUUCGAAUUGCACGUCGCUGCUACUCCUGACAAACUUAAUAAGGCUAGGAAAAAAGCUCAUGAAUGGCUGGAGGAAGCCAGUUCUUCCCCCCCAGCAGACAUAGAUGAGACACUGAAAGAAAAACCUGCAGAAGCUGGUGAAGAAAAGACUGAAAAAGAUGAUAAAAUUGACAGUGAUAAAGCGGGAGGAGAUAAAAAGAAAACUGUGGAGGAAAUCUACAUGCUGUCCAUUGAAAGUCUAGCUGAGGUAACUGCUCGUUGUAUUGAACAGCUUCAUAAAGUAGCAGAAUUAAUUCUCCAUGGGCAAGAAGUAGAAAAAACAGCUCAAGAUCAAGCAAAAGUACUGACAAAUUUAACAAGUGCCAUGUGCAAUGAAGUUUCAACUUUAUCAAAGAAGUUUUCUGAUUCUGUAACAGCAGCUGGGAGCAGUAUGAAGGCAGAGGAUCUUAACCCCAUCCUCAACAGUGUGCUAUUAGAGGGCUGCAACAGCACUACUUAUAUUCAGGAUGCUUUCCAGCUAUUGCUGCCAGUCCUGCAAAUCUCCCAUAUCCAGACCAGCUGUUUGAAAACCCACGAGUGA
Acanthisitta chloris (rifleman) is the source of this 1686-nucleotide messenger RNA. RefSeq names its product family with sequence similarity 114, member A1 (gene FAM114A1). NCBI's taxonomy places the organism in Eukaryota, Metazoa, Chordata, Aves, Passeriformes, Acanthisittidae. The transcript has 13 exons. The record is from RefSeq and is a predicted model, not a curated record. The coding region runs from base 1 to 1686 and encodes 561 amino acids.